AUGGAAGGGGCCCUGCAUGCUGCUUCCUACGGGCCCGCAGCAGCAGCAGCAACACCAGCAGCAGCAACAACAGCAGGAACAGCAGCAGCAGCAGCAGCGCCAGCUGCUGCAGCAGCUGCUGCUGCACAGGACUUAAGCAAGUCGCCCCUAUAUCAGAAGCUUCGGGCUGAAAUUGAGAGUCUUCCGGAGCUGCAGACGCCCUCCAACCAGCAGCAACAGCAGCAGCAGCAACAGCAGCAGCAGCAGCAGCAGCAGCAAGGCAGCAGGUGCAUCCUUCACGACUACCAGAUAGACGGAGCUGCGUGGAUUCUGCAGCGUUUUGCUGCCAAUCUGAAUUGCAUUGUGGCAGAUUUGCCACUUUUUAGUCCCCAUUAA
Molecule: messenger RNA, 375 nt
Organism: Eimeria tenella
Lineage: Eukaryota; Apicomplexa; Conoidasida; Eucoccidiorida; Eimeriidae
Exons: 2
Coding region: 1-375 (124 amino acids)
Source: RefSeq, a predicted model, not a curated record